GAGGAGUAGAGGGAGUAGAGUGAGUCGUGGAAGGUCGUGGAGCGAGGAAGGAGGUGAUCGGUGGCAGGAAUGACAGGUGGACACGUUGGUUGUUUGUUUUGUAUGUUUUGAGAAGGUUACGAAUAAAUUCACCGAAAUUGACAUUUAGUUUGCUUUGACUGUCUGUACCGGUGUUGACGACGUCUUUAAUUGUUUAAUGCCAGAAGAGGUGUCAGUGAUACAGGUAUUAAUAAUUUCCCACGUAAUCAUCAAUCAACACAACACAACAAAUCGAAGUGCGUAAGUUAAAGAAUAGUCCUAACAUUGCAUAUGAUGAUAAGCUGCCUUGAGAGAUGAGGAUUGUCCAGUUAAGAAAAAGUCGAUUGUUCAAGCUUGUUGCUGCCGCACUUUGUAUAAUUCCUCUGAUCUACAUUGUGUUCUUGCAGUCCAGUCAUGAAGAUAUCAAGUUCAGUGCCUUUAGUUCUAAGAAGGUUAAAACGAAACCUCAGUUAGUGAGUGAGCUUGGGAAUUUUGAUCCACGAAAUGUUGCUGACAGAACUGGAGCUGGUGAAGGUGGUAGGCCUCAUAUUUUGCGGGAUGACCAACAGAAUGAUGCAUCCCAAACGUUGACAGAAUUUGGAAUGAACAUGGUUUGUUCAGAUGAAAUCUCCUUGAGUCGAUCAAUCCCAGAUACAAGACUUGCAGAGUGUAAACAUUGGAACUACCCAGAAGACCUGCCUAAAGCAAGUGUUAUCAUUGUAUUCCAUAAUGAGGGUUGGUCCACACUUCUGCGGACAGUUCACAGUGUGAUAAAUAGAUCUCCCCCACAGUUCCUGGAGGAGGUCCUGCUAGUAGAUGACUAUAGUAAUAAAGACCAUUUGAAAGGAAGACUUGAACAAUACAUAACACGAUUUGAUGGGAAAGUAAGACUUAUACGGAACAAAGAACGUGAAGGUUUAAUUCGCACUCGUUCAUAUGGUGCAAAGGAAGCUAGAGGAGAGGUUAUUCUAUUCCUGGAUGCUCACUGUGAAGUAAACGUUAACUGGCUACCACCACUGUUGGCACCAAUAUACAGAGACAAGACUAUCAUGACUGUACCUGUGAUUGACGGUAUUGACUUCAAGACUUUUGAGUACCGCCCUGUGUAUCAAGGUGGACAUCAUUAUCGUGGUAUUUUUGAAUGGGGGAUGCUUUAUAAAGAAAACGAACUUUCUCAGAAAGAAGCGAAAAAGAGGGAGCACAACAGUGAACCUUACAAGUCUCCCACUCAUGCAGGUGGUUUGUUUGCAAUGAACCGUGACUACUUCCUGUCACUGGGCGCAUAUGAUCCUGGGCUUCUGGUCUGGGGAGGGGAGAACUUCGAGUUGUCCUUCAAGAUUUGGCAGUGUGGUGGCAGCAUUGAAUGGGUUCCCUGUUCACGUGUUGGACAUGUUUAUCGUGGUUUCAUGCCAUACAAUUUUGGCAAACUUUCUCAGAAGAAAAAGGGACCUCUUGUGACUAUAAAUUACAAACGAGUGAUAGAAACAUGGUUUGAUGACAAAUUCAAAGAGUACUUCUACACACGGGAACCCCUCGCCAGAUUCUUAGACAAGGGGGAUAUCAGUGAGCAGCUGGCUUUGAAAGAGAGACUGGGUUGCAAAAGUUUUGAGUGGUUCAUGGAUAAUGUUGCAUAUGAUGUGUAUGACAAGUUCCCAGCGUUGCCACCGAACCUUCACUGGGGCGAGAUUGGCAGCGUAGCAUUGUCUUCACUUUGCUGGGACACUUUGGGGCAAGAUGCCCCAGCUUUUAUAAGCGUUUAUGAAUGUAUGGGUGAUAACAACAAUGGUGAUCUGUCUCAGCUAAUACGACUGAAUGCAAAAGGGCAGCUUGGUGUUGGGGAACGAUGCAUUGAAGCAGAUACUCAGGGAAUAAAACUGGUCUUCUGCCGUCUAGGUACUGUGGAUGGACCCUGGGAAUAUGAUGAGACAAGUCGCACUCUGUUCCAUCGUGUACACAAGAAGUGUGUGGCCCUCCAUCCUCAGACCUCUCAUCUGUCUCUCAUGCCUUGUGAUACUGUCAACACAUACCAGCAAUGGACAUUCAAGGAGCUGCAGCCCAAGUACUAACAGCCUCAUCCUGGUUCACUGUCCCCCUCCAGAUAGUAGGAGCAAAGUGAGUUGCAGUUGCAUCAACAUUCCAUUUCUCGAUACAGAGACUGUGAUAAUCAGAGACUUCAUAUGAAUCCAGAUGAAUAGGGAAAUUUUAUUUCAGGCCAGGGUUACUCUCACGAUAUCAUUAUAUAUAUCACCACUGUUUUAUGAAGGAUGGGGUGAAGUGGUGGGUUUGGGAAACACAUUUUUAUGAAAACUAUUUAUUUUUUACUUUUUUAUUCUAUUGUAGCUGUUAAUUUACAUCCUGUUUGUCAAUAUAACUGCAUUUUAGUAAAACAAUUAAUAUACAAGUGCUGGUGCUUCAAUCCAGGCAAAAUACAAUUAUGUAUUGCAUUCUGUUCUAGAAGAAUGCAGCUGUAUUACUGUUCCCACUGCACAGUCAACACAAAAUACAGUUCUUGCUCCUCAGAUUUAAAUCAUAUUGGUUGGUUCUUAGUUUAUUUACCAACACUUUCCAGUUGCAUUAGUGUCAAGUGGUAGGAUGCUGUAAGUGAUGAACUGGAAAGGAUGUAAACUGAAGAAGCCAUUGAUCUGUCCUAGCAUUUUUCUGGAGAGACUGAGAAAGCUGCAGAAUAGCUAGUGUCCAGGUCAAUACAUGGGAUAUCCUAAACAUGAAGCAGAAAUGGAUAUCAUUCUAGCAGGCUGUAGUCUGCUUCAGUACAAAGUAUGGGGACAGACCCAAGGAAUAAGGAGAGUGUACCAGCAUAUCCAGAUUCGGCCUUGCAGGAAGCGUUUUGGAUCGUGGUAGCAAGCAAUGGGGUAAUGUGUUGUGGAGGAAGAUCACAUGACAUUCCAGCAGUUCUUAUUCUUUCUGAAACAGAACUGCAUAACACAGUGCAUGUAACAAUGCCAUGUAAUAUGCACUAUAAAGCACAGCAUUUUUAUGAAUACUUCUGCCAUAGUGAGACCAGCAGCCACAGCUCAGCACUUUCUUGCUUCAGUUCUAGGUCAAAUGAGUACAUCCAUGACUCAGUCACCAACAAAAUCUGAUUAACAUUGUAAAUGAUUGUAGAUGGAAACACAUUGACCAUCAUUUGACAUGGGGCACUUUGAACAGAUCAUCUUCCUUCAACAUUCGGUAAGGAUGUGCCGGCAAGACUUAUAUUUUUUUCUGCUGUAAGUAAAAUGCUGUGAAUUUGAACAUUGUACCAUGUCAGUGUGCUGUCAAGCAUAUCACUGCUGGGGGCAUCUCUUGCAUCUUCCCACUAAGCAUUAUGGCAUUCACCCACCAUCAGACAAUUCAAUUCAACAGGAUGCAGAUCCCUGAGUCUUCCUUCAGCAGGUUAUGACACUUGCAUGGCUUAUUUCGAAGUAUCACAUGGAACUUGAUCACUGACCUCAUAUUCAUACACUUGAAAGUCCUUAUCCAUAGCUCAACACUGUGAGAGUAAACAUAACAACUGCUCUGCCUGCCAAUUGCAUAGCUGUACUAAUGCCACUCAAAUGGGGAGUUCGUUCACACAUUUCAUUACAUACUGAUGCGACCAUGCAUAAAACUUCUUGGCUGUCCUCAUAGACUUCUAAUGUCUUUUUUUAAAUUCUUUAUGAUUAAUUGUUAGCAUUAGACCCCACACACCUUGUCAACUAUGAGUAUUAUGUGCUUAUUCAGUCUUUCAUUUCCAUGUAGAGCCCAUGCAUGUAUAGUGCGGUUGCAUUUUAUGUGAGGAUGCAUUCCUGAAGUACUUGCAUAAUUCAAGACAAGAUUACUCAUAGGACUAAUAGUAGUAAUAAUAAUAAUAAUAAUAAUAAUAAUAAUAAUGGGAUUUGCAUUGUUUCAAACUUUGCACAUAAAUUGAGAUUUUAUUAAUAUUUUUAUAUUGCACUAUUUCACAUUCACAUAAUUCAAAUCUGCAUAAAAUGCAACCACGCUGUAGUCUGCUGAGGUCACAUGGGUCUGUGUAGCAUUUGUGAAAGUUUUUUGUUCUGCAGAAUUCUGAGAAUGGUGACCCAUGUUCCUGUCUUGAUCUUUAGAAUCUCUGUUUUCAUUAUUUGGAUGACUGUGGGCCAGACAUAAUGAUGUCAUAACUUCCCUUACUGACUAUAUCAUCUGCAGAGCAAAGAAUAUACAAAGUGCUUGUGUAAUGCAAUCCAAUGAUAUGUUUUUAUGGAACAUUGUUAAGUAUUAUAUUCUCCAUAAGAAGCUACUCUGAUGCUUCAUCGUGUAUGAAAUGUGUGUUUGCUCGACAAGUGUAAAAGGUGUGUUGUCUAUACAGUGAAUUACUGAUAGUAGACCAUAACUGUUCUGGCACGUACUUGCCAGUGCCAUGCACCAGUAGUGAUGUCUGAUAAAGAAGCUUCCUUGCUCUGUGAGAAGCCAAGCACUGUUAUCAGUGCUGUCUUGCACUAGGGGCACUGAUGAGUAUGAAACAAUGAUGAGCUGUCUGAUCUGGUCAUAACAGUACUGAAUAGUAUCAGUUUAUUUAGCAUUAAUAGUGAGAAUUACUCUUGGACAAGCCUUGUGUGAAAAUUAAACUGUUUAUGUUCAUAUACUUCCUGCUAUAUAACUGGAACAUAUCAUGUCUUGUGCCUAUUGUGUAAGUGAGUGGUAGACUAAUAUUAAUGCACCAAAAUGUGAAUGCUCCUUGUUUGUAAUAAAUAUAAUAUUGAAUUUU
Molecule: messenger RNA, 4741 nt
Organism: Cryptotermes secundus
Lineage: Eukaryota; Metazoa; Arthropoda; Insecta; Blattodea; Kalotermitidae
Gene: Pgant7
Product: N-acetylgalactosaminyltransferase 7
Exons: 13
Coding region: 333-2084 (583 amino acids)
Cellular component (GO): Golgi apparatus
Source: RefSeq, a predicted model, not a curated record